AAGUAGAAAAACAUCAACAAUCCUUCCAGGUUCCAGGGCGAGGAGUCGGAGUAGCCUAGCACUGAGGUAGCCUUAGCGAGCCUCGGAUUUCUCUGCUAAUAACGCAUUUGUUCAUUUGUUUUUUUAUAGAAAGAGUUUUCUAGUAUCCCAGAUAUGUCGGCGAUAGUCAAGCUAUUUGGAGGAGGAGGAAAGGGAGGAAAGGGACCGAGUCCACAGGAGGCGAUCCAGAAACUCCGAGAGACGGAGGAGAUGCUAACGAAGAAACAGGAAUUUUUAGAGAAAAAAAUCGAGCAGGAGCUGCAAAUCGCCAAGAAAAACGGCACGAAAAACAAACGAGCGGCGCUGCAGGCUUUGAAAAGAAAGAAGCGAUACGAGAAGCAGCUCGCCCAGAUCGAUGGCACGCUGUCGACCAUCGAGUUCCAGAGGGAGGCUCUGGAGAACGCCAACACCAACACUGAAGUGCUCAAGAACAUGAGUUUCGCUGCCAAGGCCAUGAAGUCUGCUCAUGAAAACAUGGACAUUGACAAGGUGGAUGACCUGAUGCAGGACAUCACAGAGCAGCAGGAGCUGGCCCAGGAAAUCUCGGAUGCCAUCUCUAAACCUGUUGGCUUUGGAGAGGAGUUUGACGAGGACGAGCUGCUGGCGGAGCUGGAUGAGCUGGAACAGGAGGAGCUGGACAAGAACCUGCUGGAGAUUGGGGGGCCAGAGAACGUUCCCCUCCCCAACGUGCCUUCUACUUCAUUACCUUCCAGACCUGCCAAGAAAGAGGACGAGGAGGACGACAUGGAGGACCUGCAGCGCUGGGCGAUGGAAGCCAUGUAAAUGCAGCAUCCACCUCAUCAUACCUGCAUUGGAGAGGGAAGAUGAAGGAACAGGAGGAAACGAAUGGACUGAUAGGAUGUUAUGUACGAGUGUUUUUGUGUGUCUGAGGAGAGUUGACUGUCUACUUUAUGUAACACUACAAAAAAAAAAAAGCAACAA
This is a messenger RNA of Stegastes partitus (bicolor damselfish), 981 nucleotides long. RefSeq names its product charged multivesicular body protein 4Ba (gene chmp4ba). Gene Ontology annotation, cellular component: ESCRT III complex; cytoplasmic side of plasma membrane; multivesicular body. The transcript is spliced from 5 exons. Gene Ontology annotation, biological process: vesicle budding from membrane; late endosome to vacuole transport via multivesicular body sorting pathway. NCBI's taxonomy places the organism in Eukaryota, Metazoa, Chordata, Actinopteri, Pomacentridae. The record is from RefSeq and is a predicted model, not a curated record. Bases 154 to 822 code for a protein of 222 amino acids.